GACCGGACCUCGAGAACCACUUCCUCUUGUCCAAAUCGCCGCAAUCCAACAUGGGAUCACACGAAGCAAAGGCCCAAGCGUUCUACGGCGCCGUCAUCCACUCGCUGUCAACGCCUGGCCAUGACCUUGAGAUCCUUCCUGCCGCCCUUUUGAUCGUCGAAGCGCAGGGCGUAAUCACUGCCUUUCACAAAGAUGUGAAGCCGGGAGAGGUUGGCAGCCUCAUAGACACCGCCACCACAACUCUUCACUAUCUCUCCCCUUCCCAAUUCAUCAUUCCCGGUUUCAUCGAUACACACAACCACGCCCCCCAAUGGGCCCAACGUGGCCUCGGACAAGGCCAACACAUCCUGGACUGGCUUUCCGCAAUCACCUUCCCCAACGAAGGUCGAUUCCGCGAUCCCUCCCACGCGCAGCGUAUUUACUCCUCCGCUAUCGAUGGCUUCCUUCGACAAGGCAUCACCACCGCUUCCUACUAUGGCUCCAUUCACCCCGAGGCAACCAACAUUCUCGCCGAUCUCUGCCUGGCCAAAGGCCAGCGCGCAUUCGUAGGGAAAUGCAACAUGACGCGCAACUCCCCUGACUAUUACCGCGAUGCGUCAGUCGAGCAGUCCCUUCGAGACACGGAAUCCUGCAUCACCCACAUCCGGAAGAUUGACCCCGAGGGAAAGUUACUGAAGCACGUCCUCACUCCUCGCUUUGCCAUCUCCUGUGACGCCGAAUGUCUUGCUGGCCUCGGACAAAUAGCAGCCAAGAACCCCGACCUGCCUAUUCAGACGCACUUCAACGAAGCAGAGCAGGAGAUUACCGCUACCCGCGAACUCUUCCCUCAGUUCUCUUCCGAGGCCGACCUUUACGACCACUACGGCCUUCUGACCAAGCGGUCCAUCCUCGCGCACUGCUGUUACAUGGCCCCCCACGAAUUUGACAAGCUGAAAGAGCUGCAGUGCGGCGUGGCUCAUUGUCCGAUAAGCAACAUGACAGUGGGCGGCGGGUUCAUGGCCGCUCCUAUCCGGGAGUUUCUCAACCGCGGAAUCAAAGUCGGUCUGGGGACUGACAGUGGAGGAGGGUUUUCUUCUUCGAUGCUGGAUGCGAUAAGGCAGGCCAUGAUUGCUAGUCAUGCGCGGGAGGUUGAGUCGAAGGGGAGAGAUAACGGGUUGAAAAUUGCCGAGGCCUUUUACUUGGCAACAUUGGGAGGGGCCGAGGUUUGUUGUCUCGAGGACAAGGUGGGGAAUUUUGAGGGGGGGAAGGAGUUCGAUGCGUUGGUGGUGGACUGGCAGAGGGACGGGGUGAUGACGAUAGUAGAGGAGGAGGACGAAUUGGGUACGGUGUUCGAGAAGUUUGUGAUGACAGGGGAUGAUAGGAAUAUUGUGAGGGUGUUGGUGAAGGGGAUGGUGGUGAGGGAGGUGAAAAUAUGAAGGCGCGCAUGAUAAGAACUACGUAGUGGAGAUGGCCCGUCGUGGAUGGUGGAAGGAACAAUGUUUUUGGAGCAACAAUGAGGUAUGGAUUGGAGCUGGAGAAGCUUAGCUUAUGUUCAGUAGGUCUUUGAUACACUUUUGGGUCGAGAUUCAAAACACUUCGAAGCUCAAACAAUGCCUAACAGACUCUAG
This is a messenger RNA of Neurospora tetrasperma FGSC 2508, 1607 nucleotides long. RefSeq lists its product as uncharacterized. Gene Ontology annotation, cellular component: cytosol. The transcript has 2 exons. Gene Ontology annotation, biological process: guanine catabolic process. Gene Ontology annotation, molecular function: zinc ion binding; guanine deaminase activity. Bases 51 to 1415 code for a protein of 454 amino acids. The record is from RefSeq and is a predicted model, not a curated record. Lineage: Eukaryota; Fungi; Ascomycota; Sordariomycetes; Sordariales; Sordariaceae.